UCAAAUUGUUUUCAAUUUCAUCUGUGCAUCUUGAAGUUUUUGUGAGAUGUUUUUGGUGAUUUGGAAUUCGUGAAUCGUGACAAGCUUUAGAAUUAAUUGUUCCUAUUCUAAUCUAGUGCUCAACAUCAUUUUACACACAGAUUUUUAAAUAAAUUCACAAUGGCCAAUUUAAAAUCGGAUUUGGACGAAUAUUUAUUACAAAAUGACAAAAGUCGAAGUUACAAGUUUAGUUUGCCUAGUUUUUCUACUCCGAGUUUUAUGUCGCGAAGUAGCGAACAAACUCCAAGUAGCACCAACGAAAGUUGGUUUCAAGAAGUUCAAAAAGAAUAUUGCACUUUGACUCGUACACAAAGAUUUAUGGCAUUUGGAGCAUGUGUUUUUCUUGGAAUAGUGUGUUUUAUAUUAUCAUUUGCCUUAAUACCAGUUUUGAUAUUGCAAGCGAGGAAAUUCUCUCUGCUAUUUACAUUGGGGAGCUUGUUUUUCAUACUUAGCUUUAGCUUCCUAUACGGACCAUGGGCUCACCUGCAGUCAAUGUUUUCAAAAGAGCGAGCUCUCUCAACGGUACUGUACAGCGUAACAUUGAUAGCGACGCUCUACUGCGCACUGCACCUCCAGAGUACCAUCCUGACAGUGCUGUCCGCCGUGGCGCAGGUGGUAGCACUCCUAUGGAUGAUGAUGGACGCCAUCCCCGGUGGAGCGUUGGGGACGAGGUUCUUCGGAAGCAUGUUCAAGUCAUCAGUAUCGAAUACACUACCUAUAUAACGAUUAUUUCAUUAUAAACUUAUGUUUAGGACAGUGCAGUGCGAUAUUUGUGGAGGUUUUUGGUAAAUUAUAAGUUACCUUUAAUUUUGUUAUGACAUAGUUUACUUGCCGAAUUUCCUUACUCUAUACUAUUAAUCUACAACUGUACAGAAUGUAAAUUUAGUUUUAAUAAAUGAUUAUUCUUAAGUUGGGACAGACUAGUAAUCUAAUAUGUUAAAUUGCAUCAUUGAUUUUGUUACUACAUGUUUUUUUUUUGAUGGGUGAAAAUGGUAUGGUAACCCCGCCUGCGCUAACGGGAUACGCUGGCGGAGCACCAGUGUAGGGUGAUCGAUGAGAAUGAAAACAGGCCAGUUAGCCCAUCAUGAUGAAUUCAUCAGGAAUUAACCAUGAUAGUUUCCAGGGAAUACCGCGAGGAUGUCGAUCUGGUUGGGUAUAUUGCUAGCAAUGGGAAUCUGUCUCCAUUACUAACAAUCCCUUUCCCCCCUGUUACUACAUGUUUGACUAAUUAUUUGUUCAUUGCUCAUUAGACUUCAUUACUUUUGACAUAUUUUCCAAUGUAUAUAAAUAUGUACCUAUCAAGUAUUUUGUCACUGUAUAAACAAUAAGUACCUGGUAAAACUGAUCUGUCUCUAUCUCUCUGUAUGUUGACAAAUUUUUGCAAAUUUUUAUGUAAGAAAUGAUAAGUUACCGUCACCUUCAUACUGAUAUGAACAUUAGACUACAUCCCUUGUUUCUUUAUACAUUGAGAAUUCAUCUGUUAUUCCAUUAUUUCAUCAUAUCACCCAUUAACUGUCCACUGCUGAUGAUAGGCCUCUCUCUAUUGGAGGGUUUUGCCAGUAGUUGCCACGCUUGGCAGGCGGAUUGGCAACCGCAGUCAGGCUUUCGAGAUGUUUUAAAAGGGACGCUACUGUCCAUCCCUCGCCCUCCUUAGUCGCCUCUUACGACACCCACGAGAAAGGAAGGAGUGGCCUAUUCUAUGCCGGGACACGGCCAAAUGACAGACUGAUACAUAUCUUAGUCUAAUCUAUCCAAACUAUCAGUGCCUUAAAAUAAGUAAUCAAGUAAGACAUAUGAGCAGUGAACCAUAACCUGUACGGACAACGGACAAUUCUUUGUGUAUAUUUUUGAGUCAUUCCUGCGCGGACAAAAAGUCCCUCGUUUGCGCUGGUAUUGAAAAUGUCCUUUAAUUAUGCAUUUAGAUAAUAAAUUUAUGUAAUACAUUGUGAUUUAUCAAAUGUAACUAAAUAUCUCUUUUGAUUUACGUUGAAAUUAUAUUUACCACAGAUAUGGAUUUAUAUAGAUGCCAUAACUGCAUAUAUCUCAUUAGUAUGGUAAAAUUUGGUCCUAUAUUAAGCGCCAGAAGAACCUAAUUGACUGCAGCAAAAUUAUAACAGUUCCUAAACAUAGUUUACGCUGAAAAAGUUAAAAAAAUUUACAAAACAGUAUUAUAGAUGGUAUUUUCGGGAGGAUUUAGUGUAGUAUUUUUAGUAUUAGUAAAUGUUUUUUUUACCGUCAAGUAGUAGUAAUUAAAUAGUGACAUGUUUGGUUUUCAUAUAAAAUGAGAUACUUGCGACAUCUAUAUCUACGUAUAUCUGUGUAUUUUGUAUAUAAAAUAAUUGUAUAAAGCUCAAGGUUGUAAUAAAAUAUAAAUGUAAUAAAUUAUAAAGAUUAU
Galleria mellonella (greater wax moth) is the source of this 2434-nucleotide messenger RNA. RefSeq lists its product as uncharacterized. Gene Ontology annotation, biological process: vesicle-mediated transport. The record is from RefSeq and is a predicted model, not a curated record. The coding region runs from base 160 to 762 and encodes 200 amino acids. The transcript is spliced from 3 exons. Gene Ontology annotation, cellular component: membrane. Lineage: Eukaryota; Metazoa; Arthropoda; Insecta; Lepidoptera; Pyralidae.